AUGCAUUUGGCAGCCAGCUUGAAGGAACGGCAGGGACUCGGGACGCUGAGGAUCCGAAAAAAGGACGACACGGGUUUCAGGAGGGCGGAGAGCGUCGCAGAAGAAGGCGAGGAGGAGAAAGACGAAGAAGGAGAAGAGAACACGCUACCAAGUAAGGGCCAGGAAUCAAAAGCGAGCAAGCGAAUGACUGUCGUUCUGGGUGGGGAAAUGCCCGAGGACCAGGAGGAGAGUGAAGAUGGAUCAGACGCUACAGAUGAGGGCGUUGAACAAGAAGAGCCAUAUCUCGGUGAAGGAGGCGAGCAAGAAGCAGAAGCAGAAACAAUACCAGUGGAUGCCUUUUCGGAAACGGACGCGGUGGACGACGAUGUGGUGACAGAGACAGCCCCUGGAGAAGCAAAAGCGGCACCGGCGAGCGAGGAAUCAAAGGACAUGCUCGCUAGCAUCGCGUCGCUGAGAGCCAGCAAAAAGACCGAGGACCUGGGAAAGGGGAUCAGCCAGGGGCGACAGGAUUCCGAAGAAGAGGACGAAGACGAAGACGAGGAAGAGGAGGAAGAGCCAACACUCAAAUACUCGAGACUAACGGGAAGCGUGCCGGACAUUCUUAAGAAGGACUCAGCCAGUGCUCUAGCUGUAUCGGACAGAUUUCUGGCACUUGGUACCCAUGCUGGCUCCAUCUACAUCCUCGACGAGCAAGGAAACCUCAUCAAGGGCUUUCGUUCGCACUCUGCUAGCGUACUUGACAUCGCUAUCGAUUCAACCGCAGAAUUCGUCGGCAGUGCUGGCAUGGAUGGCCUCGUGUCGAUCUCGGCCCUCUCUUCGUCAGAGAGCUACGUCUUCGAUAUGAAGCGGCCUACGAGGACGAUAGCGUUGGAGCCCGGAUUUGGACGACGAUCGAGUCGUGCUUUUGUGUGCGGUGGCAUGGCGGGCCAACUCAUUAUGCGCGAGAAGAGCUGGUUUGGCCAUCGAGAGUCGGUGCUUCACGAGGGCGAAGGCCCAGUCUGGAUCGUUCGAUGGCAAGGCAGGCUCGUUGCGUGGGCCAAUGAGAGAGGCGUUCGCAUUUAUGACACGGCAAACAAGCAGAGAAUCACUUUUAUCGCUCCACCCUCGGACAAGCCAAGGGCGGAUCUCUUUCGCUGUAGCCUGCUUUGGCAAGAUGACAAUACCCUGCUGGUCGCCUGGGCGGACCACAUCAAAAAUGCCAAAGUCAAGGAACGGACCAAGAAGUCGAGUGCGAUCACAGCGCCAACGGCGAGCCCUCAACUCUUCGUCGAAAUCACGACAAUUCUGCAGCUCGAUUGCAUGAUCAGUGGCAUCGCCCCCAGAGGUAUCGACUUCUUGGUUCUAGCUUACAUCACGGAAGAUCACUACGACGAGAACGGUGAUAACUCUGUCGAGGAUCGGACUGCCCAGAGGAGAAGAGAAGGCCUCCGUCCAGAAAUGCGGCUCAUCAGUCACGAUGGCGAAGAGUUGAGCAGCGACGUUCUCGGCAUGCAGAGUUUCGCGCGAUUUCAAUGCAACGACUACCUUCUCGUGCCCUCUGCAGACGCCACCGCUGCUGCUGCAGCCCAGCUCUCGAACGCUAACUCCUCGAAAAGACAACAGACCUCAGAAGACGACAAACACAACUACUUUUACGUCGUCAGCCCAAAGGAUAUCGUCAUUGCACGGCCCAGAGACCAGAAAGAUCACGUCGAAUGGCUUCUCCAGCACAAAUACUACGAAGAGGCGCUCAUCUGCGUGGAAGCGAUGCCGAAAGAUGAGGCUAAGAAAGCGCAUUUCGAUGCUUCGGAGAUCGGCCGCAAAUACCUGGCUUACCUGAUAGAGGAGGCCAGAGACUUCGAAAAAGCCGCCAGGGUAGCGACGAAUAUUCUUGGCCAGAAUGUCCAGGCGUGGGAAGACUGGAUCUUUCUCUUCGUCGAACGUAAUCAGCUCGACGUCAUCAUUCCAUAUGUGCCCACUGAUGCGCCUCGACUCACCGGAGUGGUCUAUGACAUGGUGUUAGCCCACUUCCUUCGGACUGAUCCGGUCAUGCUUCUCGAGACGAUCAAGAAGUGGCCCGUCGACAUCUACAGCACAAAAGCCGUGGUCUUGGCAAUCGAAGAUCGGCUCAAGAGGGCUUCGGAACCGUCAAGAUCCGUGGCUGCGACUCCAUCGACGACUACGGUUUUGAUGGAGUGCCUUGCCGAGCUCUUCAUCGCUAAUCGCCAGCCUGGCAAGGCCCUGACAUACUUUUUGCGUUUGCGGAGGCCAGGCGUCUUCGACUUUAUUCGAGAACACAAUCUCUUUACGGUCGUGCAGGACCAAGCGCUGCUCCUCGUCGAAUUUGAGGAGGAUGUCAAUGUCAAGCAAGGCCAGAGAAAGUCGGAGAGCAAACACGGGGCAGCGAUCGAGCUUCUAGUCGACCACACCCAUUCCAUUCCGAUCCACCGUGUCGUAUCGCAACUCGAAGCCAAGCCGCGCUACCUUUACAUGUACCUUGACGCGCUCUUCGACCGCGACUCGCAAUUGGUGGCCGACUACGCCGACACGCAGGUCUCGCUAUACGCCGAGUACGAGUACAGCAAGCUGAUGUCCUACCUCCGUGCCAUGUCGAGCUACUAUUCCUUUGAAAAGGCACGCAAAGUGUGCGAAGCCCACGACUACAUUCCGGAGCAGGUCUUUCUGCUUGGCCGGAUUGGCGACAACAAGACGGCACUCAACCUCAUUAUCCAGAGACUGGAAGAUGUCGAAAUGGCGAUCGAAUUUGCAAAGGAACAGAAUGACGAAGAGCUCUGGGACGAUCUGCUCACGUACGCCGAGUCGAGACCCAAGUUCAUCCGGGCCCUGCUUGAGAACGUCGGGGCCGAUCUCCGUGUCGUGGAUCCGGUCAGGCUGAUUAGGCGAAUCAAAGACGGUCUCGAGAUCCCGGGCCUCAAGUCUGCGCUUGGCAAGAUCCUAUACGACUUCCUUCUUCAGAUCUCUUUGCUAGAAGGCUGCCUGGCUAUCAUUGCCCAUGAUGGACAGACUUUCUCGCAGCUUCUCCAGCAGGGCCAGACUGUGGGCCAUUAUCUCGACCCGACCUCUUCAACCUGCGUUGUUUGCUCACUUCGCCUGUUCGACAACGUCGAGCCUGCCCAAAGGUCAUCGUCGGAUCUUGACGAAAAGAAAGGAGACGAGCUGGAGAAGCUGGCCAUCAUGUUUCUCUGUCGGCAUUCUGCACACUUGGGCUGUCUCAUCAGCGCCGCACAGAUUCCAAAGAAGACAGUCCUGACUUCAUCGACCAAGGCAAAGACGAGGGAUGGAACCCCAAUCUUUGACGUCAAGACGACGACAACGUUGGCCUACCAACGCCGAAUGGGCGCUGGAGCUUUUGACCAUGGCGAAGAGGCAGCAGACGAAGCACACGCGCCCGAGUGGCACCGAACCAAGCGACAAGAGGUGGAGUUCUUGCAAAAGAUUGCCUAUGAGAAUCGCCUCAAGGUUGGCAUGGCCAAGACGAAGGGCUGUCCGGUCUGCUUUUCGACGAAGGAGAGGAGGCAGCUCUGA
Messenger RNA from Acaromyces ingoldii, 3525 nucleotides. RefSeq names its product vacuolar protein sorting-associated protein 41. Gene Ontology annotation, biological process: macroautophagy; protein targeting to vacuole; endosomal vesicle fusion. The transcript is spliced from 5 exons. Gene Ontology annotation, molecular function: protein binding. The record is from RefSeq and is a predicted model, not a curated record. Lineage: Eukaryota; Fungi; Basidiomycota; Exobasidiomycetes; Exobasidiales; Cryptobasidiaceae. The coding region runs from base 1 to 3525 and encodes 1174 amino acids. Gene Ontology annotation, cellular component: late endosome; HOPS complex.